CUGCCCAGCAGACAUCAGAGGAUGAAGCUGCUCACCAGCCUGUUCUUCUGCUCCCUGCUCCUGGGCGUCUGCAAUGGAGGGUGGUUUUCAUUUAUCAGUGAGGCUUUCCAAGGGGCUGGGGACAUGUGGCGAGCCUACUCUGACAUGAAAGAGGCCAACUGGAAAAACUCAGACAAAUACUUCCAUGCUCGGGGGAACUAUGAUGCUGCCCAAAGGGGUCCUGGGGGAGUCUGGGCUGCUGAGAAAAUCAGCACCAUGAGGCUUGCCACAGUCCUUGUCCUCUGCUCUUUGUUUCUGGGAGUCAGUGGUGAUGGCUUGUAUUCAUUCUUCAGGGAAGCUGUACAAGGGACUUGGGACAUGUGGAGAGCCUAUCAGGACAGCCUAGAAGCUAAUUACCAAAAUUCAGACCAAUACUUCCAUGCUCGUGGGAACUUCGAGGCCCAACAAAGGGGGUCUGGGGGCAUCUGGGCUGCUAAAAUAAUCAGCACCAGCAGGAACUUCUUCCAGGGCCUCUUAAACCAGUAUUAUUUUCGAAUCGGGGACCGCGGAUUGGAAAGCCUGCAGGCUACACAGAAAGCUGAGGAAUGGGGCCGCCGUGGCAAAAACCCCAAUCACUUUAGACCCGAGGGCCUUCCUGAGAAGUUCUGA
Messenger RNA from Arvicanthis niloticus (Nile rat), 648 nucleotides. NCBI's taxonomy places the organism in Eukaryota, Metazoa, Chordata, Mammalia, Rodentia, Muridae. The record is from RefSeq and is a predicted model, not a curated record.